AUGCCGACAUAUGAGCCACAAGCGUUACUUAAGCUUUUGGCAGCAAAUGGAAUCGUUGCCAGUUCAACGAUUCAGUUCUGUCUCGAGACAGAGCUCCAACAAUUAACGUUACAAGAGCUUGAGGUUAAUCAGCCUAUUGGAAAUUCAAUGCAAGCGAGCACACCGCCCAUCCCAAAUACCAAUAAUAUGUAUCCACAAAAACGGAACAACACUGCUGCAAACAAAGUUAACAGUGCAGGCGCCAAAAAGCGUGUGAGAACAGCAUUCAUUAGCAACCAAAUGGCGGAGCUAGAGAAAUAGCACAUUCACAAAAAAGCCCGACCGAACAAGAGGAUUACAAAAAUAUCGUUCCAGAAUAGAAGAAUGAAAGAGAAAAAGAUUGACAGUGCACUAAGAAGGCUGAAGAAACCAUCAUGACUUGCUACUUCGCCAAAUAUAGGCCCAUUUCCUGUAUAUCACAACAUUACAUUCAGUGACCUAAUGUUUAUUGAACGAAACCAAUCAGCACAACCUUCCUCGAUCGUGCCGACGCUUAAGCUACAAACAUCACUUCAACCUCAGACAGUAAAUGGAAUCGUUGCCAGUUCAACAGGAGGUCCCGGGACAGAGCUCUAAAAAUUAAAGUUACAAGAGCUUGAGGUUGAUCAGCCUAUUGGAAAUUCAAUGCAAGCGAACACACCACCCGUGCCGAAUACCAAAAAUAUGACCUGGAACUUAUCCUGGAUUCACAGUAUGAACACCGAAAAUGAAUAUUGA
Molecule: messenger RNA, 756 nt
Organism: Bombyx mori (domestic silkworm)
Lineage: Eukaryota; Metazoa; Arthropoda; Insecta; Lepidoptera; Bombycidae
Source: RefSeq, a predicted model, not a curated record